This is a messenger RNA of Orussus abietinus, 877 nucleotides long. RefSeq names its product NADH dehydrogenase [ubiquinone] 1 beta subcomplex subunit 5, mitochondrial (gene ND-SGDH). NCBI's taxonomy places the organism in Eukaryota, Metazoa, Arthropoda, Insecta, Hymenoptera, Orussidae. The record is from RefSeq and is a predicted model, not a curated record. The coding region runs from base 29 to 571 and encodes 180 amino acids. The transcript is spliced from 4 exons.
UAAGUUGUUCACGCUGUGCUAAAAGAACAUGGCGGGCUGGAGCUCGUUGGUUCGCCCAGCCGGGCUUAAACUCUUCAGUUUUUCGUCAAUUCUGCCGAAACAGCCGUUACAAUGUGUACCAGUACGAUGUAUGUCGGAGCAUCGCACGAUGCCACUGACUCCGACCCGUUGGCAGUGGCACAAGACCAAAGAUUUGCUCCACCUGUACACCUUGGUAGGACUUAUACCCAUUGGAAUAAUUAUUUUCUGUGCGAAUGUAUUCGUUGGACCGGCUACGCUUGAGCCAAUUCCGGAAGGAUACACUCCAAAGCACUGGGAAUACUACAGGAGUCCCAUUACUAGAUUCCUGGCUCGUUACGUUUAUCAUUCGCCUCAGCAGGACUAUGAGCUUUAUGCGUUUCACAUGUAUGAACAAACGGAGAUAAUGAAGAUCAAACUGCUUCAAAAGAAAAUUGUAAAGUUAAUCGAAGAACGCGAAGAUUACAAAGCAUUUUACUACAGACCUGCUAUAACCAAGUAUAUUUGGAAUCAAAGACCCAUAUAUACAGAUGCAGACAAAUAUAGGUCUUAAAUCGCUCAUCAAGGUUUACGAAAUUGGGAUUCAGUUUGUUGGAUGGAAUUCUCUGGAUCUAGUAUCCGAGUGUCAAAAAGUGAACAACAGAUGAUACACUUAUCCAACUAAACAAUAGUAAAUAACCAGGCAAUCGUAGAGAGCCCAAGGAAGGCCACCAAGGUGCUUGGAGUUUCCCGAAUCUGCCACGAGGGAGCGGUGGCGUUGCAUGUACUCCAAUUCUAACGAACUUGGCCUUGACUCAUUGUUCAUCGAAAGUACACACCUUCUGAAUAAAAGGCUCAGAGAGAGUCAACGUCAAUGUUA